AUGAGAACCAACGAGCGACAUGGACUUCAUCCUUGCUUGACGCUUCUACAGGAAGGUUAGUGCGCAUCAGGAGACUAAACAUGACGUCUUCAGACCUUCAUUUUUGUUUUAAAUAGUGUCUUACACAAUAACCAACAAUUUUGUGUACUUUAGUGAUAUGAGAAGUGAUAAGAUAUCAUUUUAGUUGAAAUCUUUUCCUGAAUUCAACACAACUAUUUCAGUGUUCAAAUUCAACGCGCACAUUUCGAGAAGAACCCUCCCAACAAUCUACGCAAAUCUAACUUUUUUCACUUUGUCAUUGCUCUUUAUGAUCGUUCUAAUCAACCCAUAGAAGUCGAACGCACUCAAUUUGCUGGUUUCGUGGAAAAGGACAAAGAAGUAGAUGGGCAGGAUACUAGAAAUGGAAUCCACUAUCGCCUCACUUUGAUGCUUCAAAAUGGUAAGAAAAUAAAUAUGCAAAACGAGCAAGAUUCAGAUUCAUAUAUUAAACAUGUUUCAGGUCUUCGAACUGAACAGGACCUCUUUGUCCGACUUAUUGACAGUGUUACUAAACAAGUAAGUGAUCAUAAGUAGUUACAGUAGUGAUUUGAUAAUAAACAUUUUAAAUCACAAAAUUCUACAGCUUUCAAACUAUUCUUGAUUUUUUUGCAUUAAAGAUUGUUAGUUACAGUAUCUCUAGAAGUGAGAGCCCAUUAUAAACACUUCUCGCUCACAAGUUUGUCAAUUUUAUUGCAAACGUCGAUCUAACUUUAUGUUUUAUUCUGUUUUUACCCCUACUUCUCAAAAUGUAUCUUCUCAAUGAUGAAACAAAACAAGUUUUAGGCUAUCACAUACGAGGGUCAGGAUAAAAAUCCAGAGAUGUGCCGAGUACUUUUGACCCACGAGGUCAUGUGCAGUCGGUGCUGCGAGAAAAAAAGUUGUGGAAACCGGAAUGAGACGCCUAGCGAUCCGGUCAUUAUUGACAGGUUUGUGAUCCUAGUGAACGUGGUUAAGUUGAUUGGCAAAACAAGAAAUCUGAUUCUGUAGCAGCUGUCAGCUAUUUAAGUAAUAGCGCGGAAUCGGUGAAGCUGCGACCGAAUGCCGUAAAAUGCGAAUGAAAGUGGCGAGGUUGAAUAAAUGCUAUUUCUUAGAUUAACCUUGGUCUUAAAGAAAUUAGAUUGGAUUUUACAUUUUGCUGCCUGUUCUUCUUCUGCUCGAAAGCAAAACAGUUGAAAGUAGUGUCAUAGCUGGUGGUAAUUACGAACACUCUAUUAAAUCGGAUUAUUGUGUUCGCCUCUCUCUUCAUCCAAUUGGUCCAAACUACGAGUAAUUGCUACUUUUCGCGAGUAGUUCUGAAUGAUACUCCUUUUGCUGCCACUAACCAAUAGUAUCUUGUAAGUGACUCAGGCAAAUUAGGAGGAUUGCCCGCGCAGUUGGUGUCUUUUGAGGAAGACAAAAUGAGUUGGAGUUUGCGUGGGUUCAUCCUUUACUUUUUUAGGUUCUUCCUGAAGUUUUUCCUCAAAUGUAAUCAGAACUGCUUGAAGAAUGCUGGAAAUCCGAGAGACAUGCGACGCUUCCAGGUUUGAUUGUUUUCCAAAACGGAUCUGAUAGGGUGUCAAUCAUAAAAAGACGGGACGGCAUCCCAUGAAACAGGUGGUCCUUUCCUUUUCUUUUGUGUCAAUGCAAUGGAUCAUCAUCUUUAUGCUAAAUUUUCUGAAUAGAAAGUGAACAGACAGGCGGCAGAAUCUUCCGCUCGAUUUGUGUUGAGAAAAAGCUGUAAACUGAGCUGUAUUCUCUUCGCAGACGUUUAAUGAUAGCCAAUCUACAAUCUGUUGCCCUUUGGGAGAGAAAAGGCGUCGCAGAUAAAAAUAAUUUUUCAAACAAUCCAUUUGUGGGGAACGUGUGAAAGUACCGAAUUGUUCAUGAAAGCAAAAAGUAUUUAGUCAGUGCUGUGUUAUCAGCAUCACAUACUUUCAGGUUGUUCUCAGCUCAACUGCUCGGUUAGAUGGUCCUCUUUUGGCUUGCUCGGACAACAUGUUUGUUCACAAUAACUCAAAGCAUGGAAGACGAACUAAGCGUACUGAUGCCUCAGAUGGUUAGUUGUUAGCACUAAUGCGAAAAAGCUCUUCCCUUUUGCUUCUCUUCACAAACUUAGAGGGACGAGCCAAACAUUUCGAUUUUUCCAAAUUUUUAAAAAACCUUUAUCCACCCAAACCUUUUUCCGUUAGUAUAUCAUAAUACUAUCAUCCAAUUCUGGGGAAAACGAGAAAAACGGAUGAUCUGCAUCCGCAAUGAUCAGUGGGACACGUGCAAGACAUUAAAGGCAGCUGUCAAUAGUUGACACCUCAAUAAAUGUCAUCUUUGUGCGAUAAGUGCGCAAUUUAUGCAUGCAGUGUAGGGUCGUAACCUCCAGCCAGCCAGCCAGCUCCUCGAUGGCAUGUUGUUAUCUAGAUUUUCCGCUAGCUUCAUGAUGUUUCAUGAUAUUAUCUUUACACAUCCGGAUAAAUAGAAGAGCGAUUUUCGCGCAUACAUAGUGGAUUCACAUCUCAGAACUGAGAUAAACUUUUCAGACUCAGAGUAUUCGGAAGCAGCUGAAAUUCCAACAUCAGUCCCUGUCAUCAAAGCACUGUGCCCGAGUGAAGGUUGGGUUCAAGGCGGAACACAAGUAGUGCUGAUUGGAGAGAACUUCUUUGAAGGGCUCCAAGUUUCGUUCGGCUCCAGUGGGCCUCAUUGGGCUGAUGUGAGUACGAAGAUUUAUGAUUUAGAAAUGAAGAUUAUUUUUCAGUCUGUGCAAAUCAUUUCCCCACAUGCGAUGAGAGUGAGUACUCCGCCCAGACAUGCUGUAGGAGUUGUAGAUGUGACCCUUCAGUAUAAAUCAAAAACUUAUAAUAGAAGCUCUCCACUGCGAUUCACUUACAUUGGUACUUAUUCGCACUAUGAAUAUAACUUAUUUAAACCUUUUUUUUUUAGCAUUGACUGAGCCCAGUAUCGAAUACGGUUUCCAACGACUACAAAAGUUGCUUCCGAAGUAUCCAGGAGACCCAGAACGCUUGCCAAAGGAUCAGAUUCUCAAGAGAGCUGCGGAAUUGGCCGAAGCUCUUUACAACAGGUACUUAUACUUGCAAAACGAAUAGUUUUUAUGAAAAGUAUAAUUCAGAACGUCUGCCGACUCACUGAGCACUUACUAUACCGGAUUUGAUGCAAACACUGAUUACGCCAACCGUACUCAUACUUCACCCCGGGCUGCUCUUCCAUACGCCACAGGCCCACAGGCUAUCUCAUCAGCAGUGUAUCAGACGUCCUACCCAACAGUGAACACCACUCCGGCUGCAAACUUUUUGAAUUCGCAAACUGGUUUGUGAAUGUGUUUGCUUUGAAUAAACUCUAGUGUUUUUUUCAGGUUUUGCCACGUUCAGCGCAGUCAAUCCGUUCACCGCUACUCUCCAAUCCACAUCUCGUUUGUCAUGA
This is a messenger RNA of Caenorhabditis sp. 36 PRJEB53466, 3447 nucleotides long. Lineage: Eukaryota; Metazoa; Nematoda; Chromadorea; Rhabditida; Rhabditidae. The record is from the annotation of a GenBank genome assembly.